AUAAUUAAAACACCAUAACUUUCGUCUUCUUCCCGGCUUUCCCAUCUCUCCACCACCGUCGAGCUCAGAUCUGACUUCUAAUGUCCCGGAGAAUCGUAAACUCACGAUCAUGAAAAGAUCUCACAUUUCUUCUCCUCGCUCUUGCUCUUUCUCUCGCCCAGCGAUCUCACUGUUCUUUGUCAUCCUCUUGUUCCUUCUGGGUUUAACACUAACCUCCCGAAAACCAUCCGGUUCACCCCCAAACCGAAUCCUAACCGGGAAACCCAGCAUCCCCAAGCUAGCGUACUUGGUAACGGGCACGAAAGGAGAUGCGAAACGUGUGAAACGCCUCCUCAGAGCGAUACACCAUCCUCGAAACUACUAUCUUCUCCAUCUCGACCUUCAAGCCUCCGACGAAGAAAGGAUGGAUCUUGCCAAGUACGUGAGGUCGGAGAAGGAGAAGAUGAAGAACGUUAUGGUGAUGGGUUUGGCCGACUUGGUUACGGAGAAAGGUCCGACUAUGUUAGCUAGCACGCUCCAUGGUGUUGCGAUUCUGUUGAAGAAGGCUGAGGAUUGGGAUUGGUUUAUUAAUCUCAGUUCCUCUGAUUAUCCUCUCAUGCCUCAAGAUGAUAUAUUGCAUAUCUUCUCAUACUUGCCUCGUUACCUGAACUUCAUUGAGCACACAAGCAACAUCGGCUGGAAAGAGAGCCAAAGAGCAAGACCUAUCAUCAUCGAUCCUGGCUUUUACCAUUCCAAGAAAUCUGGUGUCUUUUGGGCUAAAGAACGAAGAUCUUUGCCUGCUUCCUUCAAACUUUUCAUGGGGUCAACAAGUGUAGCUCUAACAAGACCAUUCCUCGAGUUCUGCAUCUGGGGAUGGGACAACCUCCCAAGAACACUAUUAAUGUACUACACCAACUUCCUUUUGUCAUCAGAAGGCUAUUUUCAGACAGUUGUGUGCAACAACAAAGACUAUCAGAACACAACUGUUAACCACGACUUGCAUUACACGCACUGGGAUACUGUUCUGCAGCAGCGUGCCUUGAAUCUAACGGUUGAGGAUUUUCAUGACAUGUUCCAAAGCGGGGCGCCAUUUGCAAGGGAGUUUCGAGAGGAUGAUCUCGUACUCGAUAAGAUCGACGCCGAGCUGCUUGGUCAAACGGACGGUGGAUUGGGGUUGAAAACUCGGGAGGUUGUUAAACCAACGGUGGCUUGGAAGAGGCUUGAGAAGCUCAUGGUUAAGCUUCUUGAUCAUGAGAAUUUCAGGGCUAAGCAAUGUAAAUAGUUUUCUUGUUUUCUAUUUUCUCUUGGUUGUUGAUUUUAUUCUUCCAAUCAUUGAUUUUUCAUGUGAAGUUUCUUUGGCCUUUGUAAUAUAUUUGUAGUAUUUACUUAUAUAUGGUCAAUCUCAUCAACAUA
Messenger RNA from Brassica oleracea var. oleracea, 1392 nucleotides. Its product is annotated as xylosyltransferase 1. Bases 110 to 1261 code for a protein of 383 amino acids. Lineage: Eukaryota; Viridiplantae; Streptophyta; Magnoliopsida; Brassicales; Brassicaceae. Gene Ontology annotation, cellular component: membrane. Gene Ontology annotation, molecular function: glucuronosyltransferase activity. The transcript is spliced from 4 exons. The record is from RefSeq and is a predicted model, not a curated record.